Messenger RNA from Cephus cinctus (wheat stem sawfly), 795 nucleotides. RefSeq lists its product as uncharacterized. Lineage: Eukaryota; Metazoa; Arthropoda; Insecta; Hymenoptera; Cephidae. Bases 112 to 699 code for a protein of 195 amino acids. The record is from RefSeq and is a predicted model, not a curated record. The transcript has 3 exons.
GUGAAGUUUUGUUUAUCAAAUUUACAGAUUCCGCGUCUGUUUCUCUUUUGGCACGGGGAUAAAAUGCUCUGAACCAAAGAAUUUCCAACAUUCGAUACUAAAGAAGCCACAAUGGGUCAUUCAGCAGUAAUUUUAUUAUAUAUUAACAUUGUCUUUCUGGCAUUAAACCUGGGUCAGAUAAAAGGAAUACAAACAGGGAACAAGUUGUAUCCAAAAAAGUACUCACAUACGAUUUUGAGAAGAAUCAAUCCAAACUGGGAUGAUAUUGCAACUGAAAAUUUGAUACACGACACAAGACGCGUGUUCAACACGAAAUAUGGCCGUAGUGAUUAUUUUGAUAUAAAGUCUCCGCAUCGUCAAAAGCGUUUCGUAAUUCCUAACAACUCGUCAACUUCGACGGACGUUACAUGGAAACCACCGAAGAAGACCCACGCCAAGAAUAUCAUGCGUAUAAAACACAAGUCUUUGAAAAAAGCUAACGAUCUAUCCAUGAACAAACAUAUAAACGGAACAGCGAAGAAAUCCAUAAAAGAGAAACCCCAUCACAAUUCACAUCCUCCGUCCAUCAAUAAAUUAACAACUCACAAACCGACAACUUCGAGUAAAGUAAAAGUUUCGAAUUUUAGCAUCAUAUCAGAUGCUACUACAGUAAUAAUUGAUACACCUCGUAAUAGUAUUAACCACAGUAAAAUAAAUUAGAUAAUUUAAUCGAUAGAGAUACGAAUAUACAAAACUACAUGAUAAUGCAAUAUUGUAUCGCGUUUGUCAAUAAAUAAUCAAACUUCUUCAACAUUA